Entamoeba invadens IP1 is the source of this 843-nucleotide messenger RNA. RefSeq lists its product as hypothetical. The transcript has 2 exons. The coding region runs from base 1 to 843 and encodes 280 amino acids. Gene Ontology annotation, molecular function: ubiquitin binding; phosphatidylinositol binding. Gene Ontology annotation, biological process: protein transport to vacuole involved in ubiquitin-dependent protein catabolic process via the multivesicular body sorting pathway. The record is from RefSeq and is a predicted model, not a curated record. NCBI's taxonomy places the organism in Eukaryota, Evosea, Mastigamoebida, Endamoebidae.
AUGAACGCGAAGAAAAAUGGAGCGAUCAAGAAAAAGAUCACAUGGGAUAUGGCUGCUCAACUUGUUGAGUACGCCACGGCAACUGAUUUGAGGAUCAUUGACCACGAAACAAAUGAGAGGAUCUGUGCCAUCUUAAAUGUUAACAAAACCAAAGCAAAAGACUUACUCAACGUGUUAAGAAAGAGAAUGUUGAACAAAAAAGACAGUGUUGUCCGACUUGCAUUAGAACUGAUGCAACAGACUCUCACAGAAUGUCCCGAUGUCGUGGAAUUCUACGCAACAGACAUGUGGCAAGACUGUUUCAUCACAACAGUCUUGAAGAAAAACGUCAUGAUAGAUACUAAAAUGAAACUGCUAAGCAUCGUCAGAGGACUCGCGGAACAAUACCCAAGCAUGUUAAUCUUCGUGGACACAUACAACCAAAUGAAACAACAUGGUAUCGAGUUUCCAGCAGCAGCAUCGUUUAUAAGAAAAGAAGUUGAGGAGAGUAAAGUACCUAAGUCAACGUUUAUGGAGGACUGCGAAAAGCUUCGACAGUACUGUGAAAUACUGAAUCAGACGUUCGACUAUCUUACAAUUCCAGAACUGAAAGAAUUGAAAAAUGACGAACUGACCAUUGAACUUGUUGGGAAAUUACAAAGAGCUGUCCCAGUGAUUAAUGACGUUCUCUCGAAAAGGACGACUGGCUCUGGGAUAAGAGAGACGCUUGAGGUCAUUCAGACACAAGUCUAUGACACGUUGGCGCGUCACAAAAACUUGACAGAGAAGGCGGACCUUGUUGUGACUGACAAAAAGCUAGUGGAGAACACGGAGUUCAUGUAUGAGUCGAAGAAGUUCCGUUAA